AUGAUCUAUCUAUCUAUCUAUCUAUCUAUCUAUCUAUCUAUCUAUCUAUCUAUCUAUCUAUCUAUCACUGUCUGCCUCUAUAUAUAUACAUAUAUAUACCUGUUUCUAUCUAUCUAUCUAUCUAUCUAUCUAUCUAUCUAUCUAUCUAUCUAUCACUGUCUGCCUACCUGUUUCUAUCUAUCUAUCUAUCUAUCUAUCUAUCUAUCUAUCUAUCUAUCUAUCUAUCACUGUCUGCCUCUAUAUAUAUACAUAUAUAUACCUGUUUCUAUCUAUCUAUCUAUCUAUCUAUCUAUAUCUAUCUAUCUAUCUAUGUCUGUCUGCCUCUAUAUAUAUACAUAUAUAUACCUGUUCUUUCUAUCUAUCUAUCUAUCUAUCUAUCUAUCUAUCUAUCUAUCUAUCUAUCUAUCUAUCUAUCACUGUCUGCCUCUAUAUAUAUACAUACAUAUAUAUACCUUUCUAUCUAUCUAUCUAUCUAUCUAUCACUGUCUGCCUCUAUAUAUAUACAUAUAUACCUGUUUCUAUCUAUCUAUCUAUCUAUCUAUCUAUCUAUCUAUCUAUCUAUCUAUCUAUCACUGUCUUCCUCUAUAUAUAUACAUAUAUAUACCUGUUUUCUAUUAUCAUCUAUCUAUCUAUCUAUCUAUCUAUCUAUCUAUCUAUCUAUCUAUCUAUCACUGUCUUCCUCUAUAUAUAUACAUAUAUAUACCUGUUUCUAUCUAUCUAUCUAUCUAUCUAUCUAUCUAUCUAUCUAUCUAUCUAUCUAUCUAUCUAUCUAUCUAUCACUGUCUGCCUCUAUAUAUAUACAUAUAUAUACCUGUUUCUAUCUAUCUAUCUAUCUAUCUAUCUAUCUAUCUAUCACUGUCUGCCUCUAUAUAUAUACAUAUAUAUACCUGUUUCUAUCUAUCUAUCUAUCUAUCUAUCUAUCUAUCUAUCUAUCUAUCUAUCUAUCUAUCUAUCACUGUCUGCCUCUAUAUAUAUACAUAUAUAUACCUGUUUCUAUCUAUCUAUCUAUCUAUCACUGUCUGCCUCUAUAUAUAUACAUAUAUAUACCUGUUUCUAUCUAUCUAUCUAUCUAUCUAUCUAUCUAUCUAUCUAUCUAUCUAUCUAUCUAUCUAUCUAUCUAUACAUAUAUAUCACUGUCUGUCUCUCUAUAUAUACAUAUAUAUACCUGUUUCUAUUAUCUAUCUAUCUAUCUAUCUAUCACUCGCGUAUAAGUGUAUAAACACAUCCGAACGCUCUGCGGGUGGCGUGUUUCUUCUCAAGCAAAAAUGCCACUUCUGCUGCCUACCAUGUGGCUGGUAA
Acanthosepion pharaonis is the source of this 1299-nucleotide messenger RNA. The record is from the annotation of a GenBank genome assembly. NCBI's taxonomy places the organism in Eukaryota, Metazoa, Mollusca, Cephalopoda, Sepiida, Sepiidae.